AUGGCGCGCACUCCGUGUCCGCAGGCGCGUCCGGUACGACAGACGCGUCCGCUGCGUCGGGCGGCUCUGUGUCGACGCUGGGGCCUCCACGAUCCACGGGAACGUCAACGUGCACCUGGACCUGAACACGAACGCGCUGAGCGUGGACAGCUGCACCACCAGACGGAGAUCGAGGUGACAGUGGCCAAGUGCGACCCGCACGCGCUGUUCAAGAGCCACGCGGCGCCGUCCAGCAACCGGAACACGCUCCUCUGGGACAUUGGCGACGUGGGGGCGGGCUGGAAGCCUCGAGUUGCCCCAGCGCUGUUGGUGCUGCUGCUGCCCGCGUGGGAGAAGGUGUUCGUGUCGGGUGGCGCUGAGUUGUUCCACCGCCUGGCUGGCGGCCAGCACCGCGGUUGCAUUGUGGACUGGACUCCAGAUCUUCCCGCCGUUUGCUCGCCCAGGAUGCUGCGUCGCUCGGGGACUGCUGAAGAGUCUCACAGUAGCGGCGACGGCGGCGACGUGGGCACGGGAUACCGCGACAGCGCCACCUUGUCCUCAGAAGACUUGGCGGAGGAGCACGAAGCUGCUCCACCAGCGCUGUGA
Phytophthora sojae is the source of this 585-nucleotide messenger RNA. RefSeq lists its product as hypothetical. The transcript is spliced from 3 exons. Lineage: Eukaryota; Oomycota; Peronosporomycetes; Peronosporales; Peronosporaceae. The record is from RefSeq and is a predicted model, not a curated record. The coding region runs from base 1 to 585 and encodes 194 amino acids.